Messenger RNA from Osmerus eperlanus (European smelt), 2257 nucleotides. RefSeq names its product NADH:ubiquinone oxidoreductase complex assembly factor 7 (gene ndufaf7). NCBI's taxonomy places the organism in Eukaryota, Metazoa, Chordata, Actinopteri, Osmeriformes, Osmeridae. The record is from RefSeq and is a predicted model, not a curated record. Gene Ontology annotation, cellular component: mitochondrion. Gene Ontology annotation, molecular function: protein-arginine omega-N symmetric methyltransferase activity. Bases 318 to 1664 code for a protein of 448 amino acids. The transcript is spliced from 10 exons. Gene Ontology annotation, biological process: mitochondrial respiratory chain complex I assembly.
UGUGGUUAAAAUGAAAAGGCAGAAGAUAAUCGAGUAGUGAAAUAGCGUAGCUCCUGGGUUGUAAUUAUGUUUUGGGCAAGACUAUACUGCUGUAUCACACGUAAAUUAUGUUCUGCAUCUACGUAUACAGAACGCAUACAGUUAAUAAAUUACUAGCGGUGACAUUUGAGCUUAUACACCUUUUAGAAAGAUAGAAAGCCAUAUGCACGUAGCUAGCUCGUGUUUGCUAACUUAUUAAAGUUGAAUCACACAUUUCAAGCGUAUCCGCGCAGUUCAGUGCAUAUUUGUAGGCUGAAUAAGGGAACCUAUUGUAUAUAAUGCGGAUACUCAAAAUAUUGCAGAAAGUAAGCACAACACUUGCCUGUCCUUUUCAAUCACUGUCAUCAGUGAGAUGGAGUGUUGCACAGAGCAGAGCCUGCUCCAGCAGUUCAACAACAGAGGAACGUGUCCCAAGAAAUGCAGUGCUCCGACAUCUAACCUCCAAAAUCAAAGCCACGGGUCCCAUUUCAGUUUCAGAGUAUAUGAGGGAGGUUCUUACCAACCCAGUCACGGGUUAUUAUGUCCGGAAUGAUAUGAUAAGAUCGGAUGGGGAUUUUAUCACAUCACCUGAAAUUAGUCAGAUCUUUGGAGAGCUGCUGGGGGUCUGGUGUUUGAGUGAGUGGAUGGCAGCAGGCAAGCCCAGCCAGUUCCAGGUGGUUGAGUUUGGACCAGGGAGAGGCUCACUGGCCAGUGACAUACUCAGGGUGUUCAGUCAGCUGAGGCCAGCCUUAGGCGGGGCAGCAGUUUCGGUCCACCUGGUGGAGGUGAGUCCUGGGCUCAGCCAGAUCCAGGCCCAGUGUCUGACAGGCGGCGGGACCCAGGCAGCGGCCAGCGAGGACGAGGCUGUGUACCGGCACGGCACCACCACCACAGGCCUCCCUAUCUCCUGGUACCGCCGGCUGGAGGACGUGCCCAGGGGGUUCAGCAUCUACCUCGCUCACGAGUUCUUUGAUGCAUUACCCAUCCAUAAAUUUCAGAGAACAGAGAAAGGCUGGAGGGAGGUGAUGGUGGAUAUCGUACCGGAGGAGCCGGACAAGCUGAGGUUCGUCCUCGUGCCAGGCCCCACUCUGGCCUCCUCUACCCUCAUACAAGCAGAUGAGAAGAGGCGGCACGUGGAGGUCUGCCCGGAGGCCGGCGUCGUCAUCCAGCGCCUGGCCAAUCGGAUUGCGGAGGACGGGGGCGCCGCACUGAUCGCCGACUAUGGGCACGAUGGCACCAAGAUGGACACGUUCAGAGGGUUCCGUAGCCACCAGCUCCAUGACGUCCUCGCGUCCCCGGGCUCAGCCGACCUCACGGCCGACGUGGACUUCAGCUAUCUGAGGAGGAUGGCAGGAGACACGGUGGCCUGCAUGGGCCCCGUCUCCCAGAGGAACUUCCUGAAGAACAUGGGCAUCGACACUCGCCUGCAGGUUUUGCUGAGGAACUGCGCCGACCCGGCCGCCAGAGCCCAGCUGGUCCAGGGCUACGACAUGCUGACCAACCCCAAGAAGAUGGGGGACAGGUUCCAGUUCUUCAGCCUGCUCGACCGCAGGCGGCUCACCAGACCAGAGCAGCCUGACGUGGAGAAGAAGAAGCCUCCAGCACCUCUUCCUGUGGCUGGCUUCAGUGAGCUCAGCUUCUCCUGAGGGUGGCGGGGGUGGGGGGGGGUCAGGACCACAGGGUCCCCAGGCUGUUGACUGUCUUGAUGGCACUGAGAAGCUGCAUCCAUGCUUUGAGGGAUCACGUCUCUUGAUUGUUGUCAUGAAACCCUAAUCUGGAGGAAUGAUCCCUGUGGAACAUAAGCUGCAUGAAUGAGGGGAGGUCCUGAUUGGGGAUACUGUGCCAUACUCUUUUCCUGUGUGUCCUAAUCCAUGCAUUCAGCAAUGCAUGGCGGAGACGGCUUCUGGAGGCUGUAGGAGUUGAUGUCAUCCAAGGUCACAGAGUUCAGAGCUAAGCAGUGGACCUGUUUUAUGCGCUCCCAUAGGCUGAGAUCAGUCAUCUGUACACAUGGUGAACUGUCUCCACAUCUUGAAGUCAUUUGAUGCAGUGUGUGGAAGAAGGGGAACAGCCAUCCUCUACUUUCCUCUGCCAGGCGCUCCUUCGUUGCUCCAGUCGCAAUUAAAAGAUACUAUUACACAGGGCGAUUACCAGAGCCCAAAUAACUAGCAGUCGGACGAAGGGGUGCUAAUGUAGAGCUAUCAUGUUUAAGACGGAUCAUUAAAGAUCAUUACAAAAUGUC